GGUGGAAGCCUCAUCCCUGGAGAAAAUACAGAGGACAUUCUCGUGAUAUAUGAGCAAGAAGCAGAAGAGUGGGCUCUGUACUUAAAAUCUCUUUUUGGACACAUAGUGAACGAAGGAGGAAUAUUACUCUACAAUCUAGAGACUUCAUCUUUCAAGCACCAGGAGCUAGACUCUUUACCCUGUUAUAAAUGUAAAGUCCUGAUACUCUCAUGUGGCCUUCUGAACUGCCUAAAUCGAAAGAGAAGUUAUUUUUUGGAACGUGUUCUAAACCCUGCAGAUCAUGUGGUUAUUCUGCUUUGUGGGGUGGAGAAUUCAGAGAUUCUUUAUGACCUACUGACCUUAGACGGAGGCAUCCAAGAGAUUUCCACUGACCAGGAACCUGAGGAAUAUCUCUCUGUUGUUUCUGGGAUUAUUCAAACAGGUAAACCACAUAAUGAAAAUCCUGGAGACUCUUUGUCUUGCAUCUAUGAAGCAGUUCUUGCAGACGAUCACAAGACUAGCUCUGAUGUUAACUUACCAGAUGUCAGGGGAGCAUCAGAAGAAACAGACCUCAGUUUUAAGACAGAGGUACUUUCUGAAACAUUAGAAACUAACAAGCAGUCGAUAUUGGUGCUGCCAGGAAGAAUAUCGUGUGAGAACCCUGGUGAAAUAUUCAUUUUGUUGAGAGAUGAAAUAGAUGACGAAACCCUAGAAAUUGAAUUCAUAGCAGAUAAUCAACAAACUAGGCUACAGCCAGCCUCUUGGAAUAAGAAGGUCAAGUAUGUGAAAGCCUUAGAUUUUCCUGCUGGCCCUGUAUAUGUAAAUGUCUACUGUGGAGGAGUCAUUAAGACCACAGCGCAGAUCGAGUACUAUACUGCACUAGAGGAAAUUGAGUACAUUUUCAAGAAAGUGGCUGACCCAAUAGCUUUCACUUGUCAGGCUUUCAAAUUUUCUUCUGUGGAGAAGCUGGACAAUGUUCUGACUUUCUUAUUGAAAAGCAAAAUACCUGCCUAUGAAUUCAGCCCAUUCCUAAAUGAAGAAAAUCCCCAUCAAGAAGCUAAUAGUUAUUUGGAAGAAUUUCCUACUCUCCUUCACUGUGCAGCCAGAUUUGGAUUAAAGAACCUUGCAACAUCUCUGCUCGAUUGUCCUGAGGCCAUGUGGGCUUGCAAAAUAACCAACAAAUAUGGAGAUGAUCCAGCAAGUAUUGCUGAGAAGCAUGGGCACAGGGAACUAAGAAAGUUAAUUGAAGAAUCAUCAAUGCACGGAGCUGAUAAUUUCACCAGCUGCGAGGAGGAAGCCACAGACGAUGACACUUACAUGCUUAUGUUGGGCUCAGAAACUCAACCAGCCAUGACAUUAAAAGCCAAGCAGAACCUAGGAGAUCAGUAUGGAAUUGGAUCAAGAUGCCAUCAAGAAGCUGAGGUGGAUGAGGAAGAGAAAGAUGAUGUAGAAGACAGCAGAGAGGAGACAGAAUAUGAAGAUGGAGAGGAGGGUUCGUACAGCUUUCACAACAGCCCUGACAGUUUGUAUGCCAGCAUACUUGAUAAUCUCCAAGAGAACAGAAGAGCCUGUUUUUUCUUUAAGAGGCCACCCCCUCCUCCUCCUCCUCAAAAUCUGCCUGGCAUCCUAAGACAGGACAAUCUACACAGUUUAUCACAAGGGAGGAAUGGGCUCAUAACAGACCAAGAGACAUGUGAGGGGGAUGAUGAGGAGGAAGACCCAUACGCUUCUGCAGACCUGGAGGAAUCUCUGUAUGAUUUCAUACUGGCGGAGGAGGGGGAGAAAAGGAAAGAGCGCAGAUCCUUCAUCAUGAACAGGCCACCAGCCCCUGCCCCUCGUCCCAUGUGUUCACCAGUCAGAGAGGAGAACACUCCCUAUAUAGUACAAGUGUUUCAGCAAAAGGCCGCUCAAGUGCCCAGUGAAAACAACAGGAUCUACUGCCAUGCCAGGAAGCCUGGUUUUAUAGCAGCACAGAGAGGCCAUCCUGACACAGUAACUGACAGCACUGUGAAACACAGCCUGCCUGCUGAGCAGGAGGAACUCAUCCACUUGCAGGAGCAGGUGAAGAGGGGAAACAUUUCCGUGGAUGAAGCCCUUGACAGAUUUAAACAGUGGCAGAAUGAAAACCAGAGACGACAGACCGCUCAACAGGAAAAAGUGCACCACCUUCGAGACACCUCUGCCGGAAACAGACUAGAAAAAGAGAAUCUAAAUGCUCCUACAGAAAGCAGACCAGAGAGCAUUCCUUUUCGAGACUUUCUGUUCCACAUGCCCUUUAAUAAAGCCGCUCCAACUAAGAACCUAACAGACAAAGAACAGAUGCCUAAUUAA
Molecule: messenger RNA, 2310 nt
Organism: Indicator indicator
Lineage: Eukaryota; Metazoa; Chordata; Aves; Piciformes; Indicatoridae
Gene: BANK1
Product: B cell scaffold protein with ankyrin repeats 1
Exons: 16
Biological process (GO): negative regulation of phosphatidylinositol 3-kinase/protein kinase B signal transduction; negative regulation of B cell activation; B cell activation
Molecular function (GO): signaling receptor binding; protein tyrosine kinase binding
Source: RefSeq, a predicted model, not a curated record